Molecule: messenger RNA, 855 nt
Organism: Chara braunii
Lineage: Eukaryota; Viridiplantae; Streptophyta; Charophyceae; Charales; Characeae
Source: the annotation of a GenBank genome assembly
GCAGAUGAAAGCGGACUGUCGUGAGCUGACAGCGCGACUGGCGCGUGAGGAGGUGAUGAGGAAGUGUUUGGAGGACCGAUGCCAGGACCUCCUUCACACGAACGAACGUCUUAAACAGGCGAAUGCAGAGUGCGUUGCGAUGGCGACGGAGCAAUACGAUUUCAGGAAGAAGAGUGUGGAGCUGUCGAUCAAAACGGAAGCGAAAGAAGAUGCAUGGAGAGAGAAAGAGAGAGAUUGGGAGAAGAGCGUAAGCGACCUGAGCGACGAGUUAAGAGAAGAGCGAAGGCAGCACAAAGAGUUGAAGGACAAGUACCUCGAGCUUUCAAGCAGGAUGGAGGAGGAAGAUCGCACGACGAGAGAAAAAGAGAAAGACUGGGAGAAGCAACUAAGGCGUCUCGGCGACGACAUGGAAGAUCAGCGCAGACGACACGAGGAUUUGGUCGCGAGUCUAGAAGCGCAAGUAGCCAAGACGACGGACGAGAUUGCUGUUCUCAGGCAGGAAAACGAAGCGGCGGGCAAACGGCAACAAGAGGAGCAGCUCGCAGCGGACGUCAAGAUCGCUGAGCUGCUGGAAAAACUUCACAAUGCCGAUCGCCGAGGGUUGCAGUUGGAAGGCGAUCUUCGCAAAGCAGAGCACACAAACACCGUCAUAAGAACGAGGUACGAAGAACAACUCCGAAAUCAACAUCCCAAAUUAAUUCAUCAAGUAGAAAUUUUAAAGGAGCAGGUCUCAAGACUGCGCAAGGAACGAGAUGAUCUGCUGCGCGAUCUUCAGUUCUAAUUUUUUCGAAAUUGUUGAACCCUCUUUUCCACCGCAGAAUGAUUGGCAGCUCUGUAGUAUAGCACUGCCCGGUU